Ostrea edulis (European flat oyster) is the source of this 13685-nucleotide messenger RNA. RefSeq lists its product as uncharacterized. The transcript is spliced from 4 exons. The record is from RefSeq and is a predicted model, not a curated record. Bases 6989 to 9511 code for a protein of 840 amino acids. Lineage: Eukaryota; Metazoa; Mollusca; Bivalvia; Ostreida; Ostreidae.
UAUUAGAAGCAGUUAGGUGUAAAUUUGAAUAUCAGUUUAUACUAAUCUGUAAUAAGCUAUAUAGUCCAUGUCAUACUAAAGCUAGAUGUAUAGAAUGUCUAACUUUAUCAACCCAAUUGUUGAUAAACAUAAUUUAAAAGUGCAUUUUGAUAUCAUCAUAUUAAUAUAAUAUAAGUGCACCUGUGUAACUUUAUGUAGAAACACAGCUAUUAUUUAAAGUUCCAAAAUCAUUCAAGUCCUAAUAUCAAUGAAUUUUAUAAACAUGAAUUUUACAAAGACAUGUUUUAGUAUGUAUAUCUGAAUUUAGCAAAGAUCAAAAUACAAAGAUUUCACAAACAAAAAGUUAGCAAACUUAAUUUCACGAUUGAAAGAAUUUUGGUAGAAACCUAGAUAGAAUGUUCUAUCGUUAAAAUGAUAAUGUCCUACGAACCCGAGGGCCUGUCCCGAGACACAGUUUGAUUAUUCUAACUAGUAGAAACCUAGCUCUCACACUUGUCUGAGAUGUGACAGCUAGAUCUGCCUACUUGGGUAUGAAUUGAUCAAUUGGUGAAAUAAACUACAGAAAGUUGGAAAGUCAGAGGAAAGCUUUAUAACAUUAAUUUACAUGUUCAGUAAAAUGAAUGAGAGGUAAGCUUAACCAAAUCAAAAGAAAAUACAAUCCUAACAUCUGACCUUAAAAUUCAUAGAUUGCAGAAAUCAAUUUCCACUAACUGUUAAUUAACAUAGUGAAACAGGAAAGAGGCUUCAAAGUUGAUCAUUGGGAACAUUGAGAAAAUGCCACCGUAAAACAAUUAAUUUCAAUUAUGGAUUCAUAUAUACUUCGAAAAUAUGUCAAUCCAAAAAGUAAAGAAAAUUCGCAAUCAUAAAAUCCCAAUGAUUUUAUCAUUUGCAAAACCCUAAUAUUAUACUAAACACAAUUUUAUCAUUUGUAAAACCGUAAUAUUAUACUAAACACAUGUAGUGACAUGACAUUAGAUGUGGAGCCAGGGCAGAGUAUGAGAACAUGAAAACAAUGCUAACUCUCAACAAUCUCAAUACAAGGUAAUGAAAUAUAAAUUUUUAACUUAAUUGUCAUGCUUCAAGUUAUUGUUUUUAAAGCACUGUUAGAGCAGGAUAUGGCUGUCAACAUGAUUUCUAAUAUCAACAUUUUACAAAUUUGCUGCUUGCUGCAGUGACAUUGCUUUUGGUUUUAUGUUUGAAACUGUUAAAUAAAAAAAAUCCCUUUAUCCUAGUUUUAUUCCUCACUGUCGCUAUGAUAUACGUACAUGUAGGCAUGCAUGUACAUUUUCUUGUAUGGACCCUAUUUGAGAAAUUCAAAAUCUGACAGUUUUGCACUUACUAUUUGUAAGAGGAUUUCCAGAAACUUUAAUCAACAUAUGUAAUACAUUGGUAGAUUUGAAUCCUGUCUUGUAUACUGCACAUGCAUCCUGCCCUCGUUUAUACCAUCAUUCUGAAUCUUCUUUUAUACAUAGUCCAUGCCUCUAGCUUUUGAUGGUAUUGACUGUAUAGCGUUUUCUUUUUCUCUCACUAAUCAAGUUUUAUAUUUUUCAAAUGCAGACUUUAACACUCAAUCUUUUUUACUUGUCAUCUGGCCCAAAACAAUAAACUGAAAAUAGACUUAAGGUAGCUCACUACACUAAAGCUUAUACCUUUAUGACACUACGUCACAAGAUGGCGAUUUAUAUGUUUUGUGAAAUUAUUUGUUUUGAUGGAUUUGUUUGUCUAUCAUCGUAGCUCAGUGGUUAAAACAUUGGGCUAGUGAACCGCAGGUCUCAAGUUCAAAUCCGCCAACCUUUUGUUCAUAUGUGUUGAAAUAAAUUUUUGAUCAUCAUAUUUUUAUCCAAAUUUGCAUAUUUUCUCUUUUUGACAUAUAUACUUUAAUAUUAUAUAUCAUCAAAUCUUUUAUGAUUAAAUCAAUACGGAAGUUCCGAGUUCCCCAAGAGUUAUUUCCCGUUAACUCUUCCAUAAAUCAUGACGUAAAAUAUGAUGACAGUGGGUACAUUUGCUAAUUACUAUCGUUGUAUUAUUUCUUAAAAGAUGAUAUCCAGAGUUUCUGAGACCAUCCAAUCUCGGGGAAAAGGCAACUUUAGUGAGUUUAUGAGUAUUAGAUAACAAAAUGGCUCAAAUAAAUAUUGUUAAUUGCCAUCUUUCUUUGAUAAAAGCGUCACUCAUGUAGAAGAGGAAACGAAUAAUGAUUCAAUAGCCAAUUUGAUGAUUUUAUUCAAACAAAUUAUGCUUGAUAUGGCCAGAAUAUGCAUACCAGUGAUUGAUAUAAACCAAAAGUUACGCUUUUAUUACAUUAAUCGUACGUAAUCGUUAUGUACAAUGCCAGUCUAAGAUAUAAUGUAUACAUUGUGUACCCACCAUACGUCAUAAAAUGCGAAAGAGUUGGACAAAGGGAAAUAACUUUGGGGAAAUUCAGAACUUGCGUAUUCAUAAUGAUUUGAGAAACUAUUUCAGGGUAUAGUGAGCCACCUUAACUCAAAAUUUUGAUUGCUUCUUUAAAAGAUUUAUCUAGCACAGAUAAUUUUAAAACUGCAGGUUUAUAAAAAAAAAAAAAAAAAAAAAAAAAAAUUCAAAUGCAAACAUAUAUUAAAAAUUUUAUUUGUGUAUGAAAAUUAUUUCAAAGGUUAGUUGGAUUCGAAAUUGAGCCUUUUAGAAGAAUAUUCUCAACAAACUUCAGGUUGUUCAGACCAAUUUUAGGUUGUAGUUUGGCCAGAGACAAUUUACAACUUAUGAAUUAAACUUUCAUGUUUUCAAUUCUAAAUGAAAAGCAAAACUUAAUCUGAUUGUAUUCUUGGGCUUGGGGUAAUUUAUGGAGUGGAGUUGAGUUGUGGAGUCAUGGAGUGGAGUCAAUGAAUAAAAUUCAUGUGUAUAUAAUAACCAUUUACAAACCACAACACAGGACUUUAAUAGAAAUGCUUACAAAUAAAAUAAAAGAACAUGCAUUACUGAAGGAAGAAACUGACCAUGAUUUCGCAACUCUUAACCAGUAAUUGGAAUAGCAUUAGCGUAAUUUGACUAUUAGCAUAGAAUAAUUGCACUUGAAUUAUGGCCAUGAUAAUUAUGCAGCAUAACUAGCCAAACAAAUAAGAUAAAUUAAAAAAAAUUCAUGUAAUGUCUUAGCCCCUCUUACACUGCUGUGGAGAGAGGCUAAAGCCCUUCCAUUUUAAUCUGUCUCCUGUGCUAUCCAGAAAAAUACUAGAUUUACUUCUGUCAAUUUAUCAAUAAUAUUGAUAUGUUGUAUCAAUCUAUAAUUCAUCAAAAAAUACUCAGCUAUUUUAAUAAAAACACAUGAAUCGGAAAUGCCAUUGCCAAGGCAUGCAGGGCACAGUGUUAAAAUGAUGAAGUGAUUAUCUGACAUUGCAGGUCAUAAAUUUGACUUCAUUCUUGGCAAUUGUGACAGGAAAAUUUUCCUCCCAUCUAAGGGGAUGAAGGGGCUUUGACAGAUGUGUGUGCAACUAAAGUAAAACAAACAGAUUGAACCAAAUUCCAGCACACCUAUUUGUACCAGAUGAGGAUGUUGAGUUACAUUACUCUAAAAUAAAGAGUGACAGUUGGGGAAUGAUAAAGUUAUGAAGCACAGAGACUCCUCUCCAUGACUCCACAACUCCAUUCCGCUCCACUCCAUAAAUUACCCCAAGCCUUUUGGUGGGUGAAGUGGCAUAAUUGUUCUAAUUAGAAUGGGGAAAAAACCCGCCUCCUUUUGCAGCUAUCAGUUUUUCAUAUAUAAUAUAGGCACCGUGUAAUUUAUGGACUGGAGUUAUGGAGUGGAGUUUGGAGUCAAAUUUUGGAGUCUGUUUUUUCUCUUUUCUUUAGUUUAAGUUUUGCUUUCAAGCAAAAACUUAAAUUAAUUUUUUUUGUGGUUUUGUUUGUUAAUAGAAGUAGUGUUUAAUGGAAUCUAAUUUUGUGUCAUCUAAAGCAUGGGCACUAAUGGAACACCCUUCCAUUGUCUGUCUGUCCCUCUGCCACUAGGUGACACCUUAUAUCUAUUGAACUGUAAGAGGUAUUAGUUUAAUAUUUAGCCAAGACAUUAUGAAAAACACCAGCAUCUCUGAAACUGGGUGUGAAGUAUUCUGACCUUUCACUUAAUUGGAAAACAAUUCUAUGAGCUAAUGUAAUCUAACAGAGCUUUCAUUUUCAAUUAGUAUGUUACCUAAAACAGUGACAGUUUAUUCUAUGUUUUAAUCAAAUUUAACUGUUACAUAAAUAAUGACCACCAUUGCUUUCAACACAUAAUUGGAAGGUGAUAAAACCCCUAAACUAAAUUUUAUCUUUCUGUCACAUCUUUGUUAUGUCUGCUAAAACUUUUAUAGGUUUUUUGACCACACAGCUGUACAAUGUAGGUUAAUAAAAUGUUACAAGGUUGUUUGAUUUUUGCAAAUUCGUUCAAAUAGCUACUUCCAUGGUUUAUAUGCAUUUCCAUAUAAUCCAUAUUGAGGAAGAUUAUUCAAUGAUUUUUCUCUCGUUUACUUUAAAUAUGCAACUAUCAACUUGGUUUCUUAACAUGGCACUUUAAAAAGAUUAUCAAUUCACAUAUACAUUUACUUAAAUAAUAUACUUUGCUAUGCAUUCAAUAUAUUGGUGACUCAUGUUGUUCUGCGGAAAACUAAGUUAACCCAACACUAGGUCACAUAGAUCAAAAUUAAACGGUCCUUGUUCACAGUUUACUCAGGGUGUAAGGAUUCUGGGCUUUCACUUAGAAAAUUAUCUAUGAGCUAAUGUAAUCUAAUAGAGCUUUCAUUGUCAAUUAGUGUACUAUCUAAAACUGUAACAGUUUAUUCAAUGUUUAAUAAAGAUAAACUGUUUCAAAAACAAUAAAUACUUUGCUUUAAUUGACUGGAGGUGUGAUAUGACCCGUGGCUGAUUUUGUUGUUCUCGGGCAGCAUUUUAAUGAAGAUAUUUUACAUUGCAUCUGUCUGUUAGAAUUAUUAGGUUAGCACAAGGGAGAGAAUGCUUACAGAAUAGGAAUGCAAGAGUGCAAGUUUUUGAGGGAGGGAGUGGACUAUCACUACUAUGUAGUGGUAUAAGUGUAUAACUUAUUUUAAAUAUAUUUUUGAUAAGUUCAGAUAACCAAAUGAAAAAGAUUUUUCUAUUUGUUUUUAUUAUUUUCUAUAAAGAUAGGACUUUUUCUGUUAAUUACACAAUUUAAAUCAAUCGUGUUUCAAAGAUAUAAAAAAUCUAAAACAAUAACCGAUUUAUUUACCGACUCCACAAAAAUAAUAUAUUUGAAUAACUCCGCCUUAAUUUGAUCCCACGACACUAUAUCUAGGCAAUCAACAAUAACGGCGAACAAUGAAAACGAGGGGUAGACCAGCGAACACAAGCAGUUUAACAGAUUUAGAGAGAAAAGCGAGGAAGAGAUAGGGAGAUAUGGAGAGAAGUAAAGAGAAAAUUAUGCUAUAUUAACAAUAUUAUGUACAUUCUUCCAUCAUGGCUUAAUUCUGUAUUUUCCCGCAGUCAUGCGCCUGGCGGAUCUUAUUAAGAUUCAACAGAAAAGUUGAAUGUCAAUUUAACUAUAGAAACAAGAGGUUCACCGAGUUCAAAAUCGAUGAUAAUUUUAAUUUUAGCGUACAUAACAUAUACCAUGUAUAUCUACGCUCAAUUUCAUAUCAUUUUUUAAGCUCAGAUACGCCAUAUAUAACUUUAAAAAUUAAUUAAUUAAUAUUCUUAAAAUUUUAUGAAAAACGGUAGGUGUAACACCGAAAAAUUGCUUUCUUUGCUAUAAACUCUGAACCUAAUAGCUCUUGAGAGGCUUGUUAACACAUCUAAUGAAACUGCAUUUAAACAACCAGUAAGGCAGACUAAAUCUGUUGAUUAAUUAUGUUCAAAAUAUUUCCAAAUAUUUUGAAAGAACCGUAGUUAUUUCGUCAGUAUCAUGUCUAUCUAUUCACUUCUGGUUUAAUUUUCCCAAGUUCUGACUACUUACAUAAGUGUCAGAAACAUAAAUUUUAACUGGGUCAUUGUUCCUGUGAAUUACUAAUCAGAUGUGAAGCAGCCAACAAUCAUACAAAAAUAUUGAAGACUUUCAAACUAAUGCAAAUUCUUGAACGUCUUUUUCCAUUCAUAUUUUUUAAAAAUCUCAGACUCCAAAAUUUGACUCCAAACUCCACUCCAUAACUCCAGUGCAUGAAUUACACGGUGCCUAUAAUAUAACCCUAACCCUGGACAAAUUAGGUUUUAUCAGAAGUAUGGGUUGGAUGUUCCUUGUGAAAUGACUUUGUGUUGAGAUUUAUGGACCCCUGUGCAUGCAUGAGGUCAGGGUGAAGCGUCAGAAGAGUAGCUCAGCUUAAAUGCCUUUGAGUCAUCAGAUUUUUCGAUUUUCCCACAAGAACGUACACCUUAAAAAUGUCAACAUUGAAUAUCGUAUUUUGUGCAGUUAUGACAUAGACUUGUAUAUUAAGUUUUGAAACAUGGUACACAAAUGAACAUUUAGCAUUCAUUCACCUCCUGUUGAAUUCGAUAUUUACAGAAGUCGGUAAAAUGAAAAUUACAGGUACCUUUUAACUUGUUCUAAAGUUAAAUAAUCCUGUAAGGAAUUUCUCUCAGUCCAAGAUUUCUGAAUGAUGGCAUUAUACUUGUAACAUUUAUUUAUCAGAACAGCUAAGUGAUAUAUAUGUGCAUGUUCCCCUGACAGAUUGUUGAUAUGAGAUAUACAUGACGUACCUAGCUGGGGACACUCACCUAAAGUUAUCAAAAUGCACUAUUGAACUGAUCAAAGUCGGUCAAGGUGUUAAUUGUCAAGAACAGUUAUUUAAUCUCACAAAGCAAUGAAAUUGACAGAGAAGAGACACCAUUUCUUGUUUUCUUUCCUUGCUGGUUACCUCUGUGACAGAAUUUGGAUUGAUUAUUCUUGAUUAAUUAAUUUCCAUUCAGCUAGAUGACAGGAAAGGGUGCUAUGUAAUACUGGAAAUUGAAAAUGAGUUGAUUAUACAGACCUGCAGCCAGCUUCCUGCUGUAGUGUUUGGAAUUUUCACAUGAUACUAGAAUGAGUGAUCCAUUUGUAUCAAAUGUCUUUGAUAUUUUUAAAAGCCAGGAUUAUUGUCAUCAAGAAGUCGCAGAACAAUGCACACUCCCUGAGAAAUGUCAAAAGGAUUCACAGGCUGUCCAUCUGUCACCUUCCUCGAUACAGAAAUUUGUGAAGAGCUUCAAAAAGUUCAAGUUCAAGCCGCCUUCACCAUGCAACUCUUCAAGAGGAACUGUAUUGAAAGACGAACCAGUGGACCAACAGCCUCCCACGAAAAUGCUGAAGUUAGAGGAAGGCCAUUGCUCUACGAGACCAGACUAUAAUGAGCCGUUUUAUGAUAUCAUCUCUGAUGAUGAUGAUCUUCCGGAUCUGGAAGAAGAGUCAUGGAAGACAGGGAAGGUGACGGCAGAGGACGGGGUGAAGAAAACACAUGUGCUGGAGAGCCCAGAAUCCCCCACCCCAGAGAGCCAGAUGUGCUCCACCUCCCUCAGGUUUAAUCUACAACCCAUUAGAGUACCCCUGUAUGAAGAUAUUUCCUCAUCAGAGAGUGAUGGGCCAAUCUACGAGGAUAUAUCUGAUGAUGAUGAUGAAAAUUGCAAAGCAGAAGUUGACCUAAGGAAUGACAGCAGUGUGAUAGUUCAGUCGGACAAGGACGACAACUCAGUCAUUGUGAUCGACAGUCAGGAUGAAAGUGUCAAUAAAACUCCACAGAAAUUAGUUCACCAACAGGAGUCACCCUUCAAAACAACGGAGAAACAAGACAGCCCCUCCACUCCACAGAAAUUAGUUCACCACCCGGAGUCUCCCUUGAGAACAACGGAGAAACAAGAAAGCCCCUCCACCUCACCCUCCGCACAAUCAUCACCAGGGGUGGAGAAUUUGUUUAAUCAAAAAAUCAGGCAAAAGUUGGCAGGUAUUCUUAAACAAAUUAAGCCAUCCAAGUCCAUUGUUAAUGAUGGCUGUAGUUCACCUCUCCAGAGGACAAACAGUGAGAGUUCAUUAAGUUCGAUGGUCAGUCAGAAUGAGAGACAUUUUCUGGAUGUGUUGGGUAAUGGAACAGUUGGAGCAGAGGAAGCGAAUGCUGGAAAUGUUGAUGGUGGUUCAAGAAACUUGUCAAUCACUGACAAUAAAGAUAAAGCUAUCAUCAAGAAACCACAGUAUAGGAGAAAAGUUCACUUGAGAUGCAGAACUCAAACAAGUAGUGAGGAGUCAGAGGAGGACAAAAAGAAAUUUAAAGGCCCCUGUGUGUUGGAAUUGUUAAAACCGCUGAGGAUUAAUUUUCUUACAGAUGAUGUGGAUGUCGCCCUGAGUCAGGUGAUGAGCGAUCUUCACAUAAACACUGUCAACAGUUGCUUUGAAGAGGGCAUGGAUUUUCUGGAACAGGGUCUUCAGUUUAUCCAUGAUUUUUUGGAUAGUUAUCAGAUUCCUCAGAGUAUGUUUAAGGAUAUAGUGAUGAUUGGAUUGAUAAAGAGGGACACACGCAUAAUGCUGAAAAGCUACAAACUGUUGUUAAUCAUUCAUGAGAAAAAUCCUGCUCUGUUUUCGAAAUUGGAAUGGGACACCGUGAAAACACUCAUUGAGGAACUAUCAAUUGGACGAGGCUUGUGGAACCAGGAACCAGUCAUUCUUCACAUGGUGGGUCUAUACUUGAAGGUCUUGAUUAUGGCAUUCGAGGAGGAACUACAUAACAGUAAUUUAAAGGACCCACGGACAGUCAGACAGACCAAUGUGUACAAAAUCCUCUCUUAUGACAGUGGGUACAUAAAUCUAAAAGAAGUAGUCAACUGGAUCAGGUGUUCGAUCACCAGUGGGGAAUACCCAGAGGUGCGAGACACUGUUUACUUAAGACAUUUGGCACCUGAGCAAGAUCUCAAAGAUCUGGACUUGCGUAGACAAGAAACUCCCAAGAUGCUACCGUUACUCCAGAAGCUGGUAUCACUUGGAAUUUCUGUGUCCUCAUCUCCCUUGGAAUGUGCCAAAAUUAUGGGCUCAGAGCUGUUAAAAACAUAUAUUUAUCUGACAAGUAUUAAACACAAACGUUUACUUAUUGAAACCAUUAGUUCAAAUAUACUGAGAUUUCGUCUUAUUUCUCUGGUGAUAUUAAAUCACUGUGAAGAAUCACUUGAACUGGGCUAUGACUUCCCACAGGAUUUAAAGAGUAUUUACGAGUGCUAUUAUUGUGCCUUGCCACCGCGAUGCUCGCCCCUGACUCCGCCCACCACACCCCAAUCGGAUGAGGAAAAUGAGCAAUCGGGCCCCCGAGUGGAGCACUACUCUUCUGUACAGGUGGAGGAGCUAGCCAUGAUUCUUUAUUACGUCACACAGAGUUAUCUGCAGUGUAAAAAGAGAAAAGGUCACAAUGUUCUGAGAAGAAAAGCACAUAUGAGUCUACAUGAACUGAACAGCCUAUCUGCAGAGGAUGAGAGAGACUUAAGACAGCUUCCUGCCCAGGUGGAAGAAUUGAGGGGGUACCUGCUGACUCUUACUAGUGAGCUCACUGACAAUACACACCUGUAUCUGAACCUCAUGAUGUGUCUGUCAUAGGUCAGACAACACACCUGUAUCUGAACCUCAUGAUGUGUCUGUCAGGUACAGACAACACACCUGUAUCUGAACCUCAUGAUAUGUCUGUCAUAGGUCAGACAAAGCACCUGUAUCUGAACCUCAUGAUGUGUCUCUCAGGUACAAACAAAGCACCUGUAUCUGAACCUCAUGACGUGUCUCUCAGGUACAAAGCACCUGUAUCUGAACCUCAUGACGUGUCUCUCGGGUACAGACAAAGCACCUGUAUCUGAACCUCAUGACGUGUCUCUCUUAGAUAGAUCACUGGCUGCCACUAUGUGCAUGUGAUAUGUUAAUGUCACCAUCGACAGAUAAGCUGUGACUCUGGAUUAAGGGAUUUCUUAUCAAUGUGCAAAUGUUGGAAGGAGAGUCAUUCACACUGCAGAAUAUUUUUUUUUUUAGACAUACAAGGAAACCUUGAAUUCAUUCGCAUCAUGUAUCUGGGUCAUUGUGAAAUUGAGAGGCAUGGAUAUGAACAGCUUUAGUUAUAAUAUCAGUUACAAUAGUUUGUCCCAACAUUUUUGUUUUAUAGGUCCAUUUGUACAGGAAUGUUGUAAUGUGAGAAGUGGAACGUGAAUUAGUUGUUUUUUUUAUGUUAUGAGUAGAAAUGUAGACUGAUAAACAGAAAUGUGUUAUUAUGAUACAUGUAUAGUCCCACAUGCCUAACUGGUAGGGGGAAGGUGCGUGAUGUCUGGCCAAUAUAAUCUUGCCCUAUUAUUUUUAAGUAUGAAAUUUUUUGAGGGAAGCAAAGAUUGUUAUUUGUCUAGUAGCACAAUUUGUUUAAAAUCAGAUCUUUGUUCUGCACAGGUAGUGUCAUAUCAUCACUGGAGUGAUCAAAGGUCUGAUUUUAAUCAGAUUGUCUUGUAGUAUUAGGACCGGUUGUAAUUCAUAUCAAGAAACAGGCCAGAUUUGAUAAAGCCUCCUAUUACUUGCCAAGAUAAAAGGUCACAUCCUCAUUUAGAUCGCUAUGAUAAUUAUAUAGCAUUUGACACCUGACAUUUCAAAACUAUUAACAGCUUCCUCCCAUGCUUUAUGAAACCUUGGACACAGUAUCAGGACAGUGCAACAGUAGUAUUCGUUUGUUUGUUUUCUUUUACAUCUAUAAGGGUAAGAACAACAAUACUAUUAUUUGUCACAAUAUUCCUUCUUUAAUUUGCAACCAUGCUUGUUUGAGGUAGCCCUGCCCUCGUAUGACUUAUCAAUAUUUAUGGUUCAGAUAGAAAAGUAUAUCAAUCUCCUCUUAAUCAUGUUGAUAUAGUUUCAUUUAAUCAAUAACCAAAGAAAAUGCACAUAUGUUACCGCCAUUUUAAAGAUAUCAGACAAAUAUUUAUCAGCAUCAGAAAAUAGCUCAUUAAACAGCAUAAUUAAAAUACAUAUAAACCUCUUAAGGUCACAUUAAUUUCAACAGUUUAAGGAAAAUGCCAGUUUAUUAUAAAUAUAGAUAAAUUGAUUGUGGCAUAUAAGGGAAAUCAUUGUGUAAUAGACACACCAUAGAGAAAAUACCAGCAUAGGAGUUACUGCCCUUGAUAACAUGUCAGUUUACCAAUUUUUUUUUUUUUAUCCAGUGAAUAACCCCCCCCCCCCCCCCCCCCCCCCCCAAGAUAUAUUUCUAUCAUGCACAAAGUUUAAUUGAAUAAAGAUAAAAGUAAAACGUAUGGCAUCACAAGAGGGUGGAGUUACAAAUGUGCCUCACUUUAGAUUCAAGUCUUGACCCUAAUCAUGAAUCUGUAUAGCAGAUUAAAUGAUACAAGCAUUGCUGUAUGAUAUUCAAGUUAUCACAAAGCAUGGUUAAAUUUUGGGGCCACAGCUUUCAUUUCUUGGUGCCACUGUGGGCAAGACCAAGUGUUGGGGGUGACCCUUGAGAUUUUUGUCUCUAUUUUAAUCCUGUGUAUGAAGUGAUCUGUAGUUUAAUCUGCAGUGUUAAUAAGUAAAUUUUAGUGACUUUCACUGAUACUCCAUGAUUUUGUGUUCAUGUAGUUACAGUACAAACUGUAUACCAGUUAUUUAUAGUGCUACAGAUAGAGUCUAAUUAAUUGUUUUAGUUUUGUAUUAGGUUAAUUAUUUCAUUGUUGAAUUAAUUUGUAUAAGUUGUACGUGCACCGUUUUUUGGGUGUUUUUUUUUUUGUAUACAUGUAUUGUCUCAGAAAAUCAUAGACAUUGCAAAAAGUAACAAGUGGAUUUCACCCUGUUUUCAGGUUUUUCUUUUCUUUUCCAUUUUACCUCAACGAAUAGUAAACAUAAACAAUUUCAGUUUAACAUAAAGCCUGAAAUUAAAUUUUCUUCAAAGAAAUUAUAGCAAUAAAUCAUUGCACUUAGUACAUGACCUCUGAACAUAAAUGUCUUAUUUAUGAUUUUUCAUAGCAUUUUGCAGUACUCUUUGUGAAUUUUUAGAUAAGAUUGCAAUGUCUACUAUUUUCAGGACAUCCUUUGUAUAAAGUUAGUGACAAAAUAAUAUAUUUUUGAAGCAAAGAAAUGUUUGGAAAAUAAUCAAAAUUAAACAACCUUCAUUAUGUAAUCCCCCCCCCCUCUCUCUCUCUCCUCUGAAUAAGAAAUGGCCUUCAUUAUGUAGGGCCCCCUCUCUCUCUCUCUAAAUGAGGCAUGCCUCUAGAUAGCUGUCAGUUGGCAGAUUUGCUGUGAUUUGUAGAGUUCAGUGUUGGUAGAUUGACAUUGACAAUAGGACCUUUGUAUGUUUGGAACUGCUGUCUCUUUGUUACGGCACAUGAUAAUUCCUUAAUUAUAUUUUGUUUUUUGUUUACUUUGUUACUGCUGUCUAUUUUUUGUUUAUUUUAUCUGGCGACAAUCAACGCAUUGACAAUUUACAUUUGAGUUCAAAAUAACAUGAUAUUUUUGCCGAUUUGACGGUCCAAGCUUUAUAAUGUCAGACUUGCCUGUCUUACUCCUAGCUAUAGAACAGACUGGCAUUUUAACUAAUAAGAAUUGAUGAUGAGUGAUAGAACUGUACUUUAUACUCAUGGCGAUUAAUGUGGGGUACUCGGUACCCGUUGUCUUUACCUGUGCAGGUGUGUAGAAAUAGAGUUUAGGAGUUAGGUACACCGAGAGCUUUCAUCCAUUAAGGAAACUCAGUUUCUCCAGGCAUGGUAUUGUUACACAUUCAUUCCACUUGGUCAUUUCCAUUACAGUAAAACUUGCUUAUAAGGGAUUCCUUGGGGCAUUUUCUUUAUUCCCCAUGUCCAUAAAAGGAAGUUUUUUGGGCAUUUAAACAUGUAAUUAAGUUCUUUAUAUUAUAAAAAAUAAAUAUAUUCUGGAUAUACUGUAGGAAAAUAACACUACACGUUUGGAACAGAAUUAUGUUUAUUUACUCAUUACCUGUAUCACCGACAUAAACAUGCGAUAAGUUUGCAAUUAUUCACAGUUGAACUGACAGAACACUUGGAUUUGUUUUCACUAUGGUCACUAUAACAAAUCUAACGAGGAAUGAAUUUCCUUUAAACAAAGAAUCCCUUACAGCUGAGUUCAUUAUAAUCAUUCUUUCUUGCAAAAUGCUUCUAUAAACAGAAUGUCGUAAGUGAGUUACUUGUAAACAAGUUCGACUGUAUUUUUUUUUAACAGUUUCAUGUUACACAUUGCAGUGACCUCAUUUUCAUGCAUUUUCAGUUAUUUUAUGAAAUUCGGUGUAUUAAAAUCAUUCCUGUAUGUAUUGUGUUCCUAUCAUCUAUUUAAAAAGUUUUAUAGUGGUGUAUCUGAAUUUGUAUUGUGAAUGUUUACAUUAUUAUGUCAAGAACAUUUAUAAAGAGACUUGGUGCAAUUCAUACGUAUAAACAAGUCUGAUUUUUGUGUUUGUGUUUUUAUAGUGUACAUUUAAAAUUUACAUGUAAUGCAUUUGAGAUAUUGGUGACAUAGGUAUUAAGUUUGACCAAUAUUUCUCAUAACACCCUUAAACACUUAGUCAAUCAGCACUUAGUCUGUUGUAUAGAAGAAGAAUUAACAAAUAUAGUAUACACAGAUAUGUACUCUGGAGACAUAUUUUUUAUAUGUUUGUACUUUAGUAAUUUCAUCUUUGUCAGCCUGUAUGGAGACCAGAGUUGUAAAUGUUUAUUAUUUCUGUUCCCUGUUUUGUACAUCAUUUUUUACUAGAGAUGAGAUGAGAAGAAAGACACUCUUGUUUCUUGAAUAAAAUAUACCUUUUCUGGUUAAA